CCAUUUCCACAUUAACCUACUUUUUAUGACAGCGCACUUCUGAAGACUUGAGGCUUAAAAUGAGGCUUCACAUGAAUCGUUACCAAAAUGCUGUGUUUACAUCAGAUAGUGUCCUUGGUAUGGAUCAACAACAUACUACUGUAUAUCUUCACUGAUAUUUUCAGGGAUUGUCCAUGUACAGUGACAUACAUGUACAUACAUUUACGUACAUGACAUGAAUGUACAUUGCGAUAGCUCAGGUUCAUGGUUAGCAGUAGACAUGAAUAUUCAUGACAUCUGUUCACACCCCAACCCGCUGGCUCUCAAUUUCUCUCUAUCUUUGCUCUCCACCUUUUCUCUCUCUCUCUCAUUCGGAUAGAAUACUCUUCUGUGGUCAGGAAGUAAAUGCGCCUCUUUAAUGUUUCAGCAAAAGUCAUUGCAAGGCGCGUCCGCCAUGCCACGCCAAAAGAAAGAGAAGUAAACAGGGUUUAUAAAAUAAAUGAACGGUGUUUGGUAUACAGAAGUGAAUGGGCAGCACCGGAAGCUGUAACCAACCACAGGAGUCUACCAUGACGGCAUCAUUGUGACCUAAUUCCGAGAUGGAUAACCUGCCCUGCACAGAGUAAUGAGACUGAACUAAGUUGAACCGUAUCUCUCUGCUUAGGACUGAGUGAAGAGAGAGGUUAUGGAGGAGGCUAUGGUGUGCUCUCCUCUCCCAGACCUCAAGGAGCCAGACAGCCAGACAUGGACCUCCAUGGAGCUCCUACCACCGAGCAGGCCCCUGGAGGAGGCUACUCGGUGGGGAGAGAUGGAGAAGCAGGUGAACAAGGCAGACAGGGAGAAAGAGGACAACUCUCCUCAAACUGGAAGGAUCUCUGAGGAGCCAGAGGAGCACUGGGACUCCAUGACUUUACCUGUGUACCCCAUGACCUGUCCCAGUGUCCUUCUGUCCUUUGCCACAGUGCAGUGGGACAUGCCUGACCUUUCCCCUGACACACCCUUCCCCAUGACUGACAACAGCUUGGCCGAUGAGCUGAAUUCCAGUGGAGCAUCCAGUCUGGACUGGACUGUGAACCCGCUGUCCCUCCACCACCACCACCACCAGCAGCAGCAUCAAUCCUGUGUGACAGUGAUAAACAUAGAGCUGUCUGUCCAGGAGAAGACAGAGAAGCACAAUAGACCUGAACAGCAGUUGCCUCUGGACAGUGAAGACUCCCAUCCGCCGCUGUUGCAAUUCCAGGCAUGUGAUACCCCGAGCCCAGAUGUGGAGGCUUCAGCACAACAGCUAUUUGAGGAACAUGACUCUCUUUCAGAAAGCUCUCCAUGGCCAGAGACAGAGAAAGGGAUGGGACAGCCUGUGACAGAAGACACUAUCCCACCCUCUGACAGAGCUCCUAGCCCUGUACAGACAGGAGAGUCAGAGACUGGACUGGAUAGUGAGAGUCUAGACUCUGUACUGGGAGAGGAACAGGAACAGACUAGCAAAGUGCUAACAAUACCGAUCAAUUCAGAUCAAGGAUCAAGCUCUACGAACUAUGAGGAGAAGGAACAGGCUGUAACUAAUUUAGCUUAUAAUGGAGAUUGUGAUGAGCUGACAGAACAGACCGAGCAGUCAGAGGGGAGGGAACAGUCAGAUAGUGAGGGGGAAUCAGAGACUAUAGAACUCUUAGAGCACCUGUUUGAGCCAGCUGAACUGAAAGAACAGUCAGAGCUCACAGAGAAGUCUGAACACAGUGGGCAGUCAGAGCCUAACCACACAAAACAGAGUGAAUACAAAGACAACACCGAGACAACAGAGCAGCCAGAAGAGUCUGAGCAACUUGUAGAGUCCGACCAGGUAGAGCAUUCAAAUCAGUUAGGGGAGGAAGAACAGCAAACUGAAGAGACCCAUUUACAACAUGCAGACCAGUCAGACGAGAUAGACCAGUCAGAACAAUCAAAAGAAUCAGAGCAGACGGAACAGUCAGAGCAGACAGAAUGUUUAGAAUCAAAACAAUUGCAACAGACACAACAUUCUCAACAAACAAUGCACUCAGAGCAGACAGAAUUUUCAGUGCAGACGGAACCACAGACAGAACCAUCACGGGAAAUGGAACUCUCAGAAGAUUCUGAGCAGACAAAACAAUCAGGGGAGACAGAGCAGACGGAACAGUCAGAGCAGACGGAACAGUCAGAGCAGACGGAACAGUCAGAGCAGACGGAACAGUCAGAGCAGACGGAACAGUCAGAGCAGACGGAACAGUCAGAGCAGACGGAACAGUCAGAGCAGACGGAACAGUCAGAGCAGACGGAACAGUCAGAGCAGACGGAACAGUCAGAGCAGACGGAACAGUCAGAGCAGACAGAUAACAAACCAGUACAUUCAAAGCAGUUAGAUCUAUGUUUCCAAUGCACAGAGGAACUUGAACAGUCAGACCAUACAGAAGAGCAGAAACAGUCAGAGAUUGAACAGCCUGCGCAGACUGAACUGACUGAGUUGACAGAAGAGGAUGCGCAGACAGAGCAUUUCAAGCAGGUAGAAGAAUUGGAACCAAAAGAGUAUAAAGAGGAUUCAUGUUUGCCGCCCAGGGAAGGAAGUUUAGAGCAACUGGAGUCUCAGGUACAGCAAACAGAGGCCUCAGAACCAGUGGUGGUCCAUAUGAAUGGUGGAGUUUUGGACAGGGAGAAGGCCUGCAGGCUGGCUGAAAGACUCUACAGGCUGGAUGGGAUCCACAAGACAGAUGUGGUCAAACACCUGGACAAAGACAAUGGCUUUAGCCAAGCUGUUGGGCAGGAGUACCUCAAGUUCUUUGACUUCACCGGUCAGAGUCUGGACCAAGGCCUGAGGUCUUUCCUGAGGGUGGUGGUGGUGAUUGGUGAGACCCAGGAGAGAGAGCGAGUACUGCAGCAUUUCUCCUGUCGCUUCCAGCAGUGCAACCCUCACACCUUCUCCUCUUCAGGAGAAGUACUCACACUCACCUGUGCUGUGAUGCUUCUGAACUCUGAUCUGCAUGGACAGAAUGUGGGUAAAGCCAUGUCUGUGUCCAGCUUCGUGUCCAACCUGGAUGGGAUGAAUGAGGGUGAGAACUUCAACAAGGAGCUGUUAAAGGCUCUCUACAACACCAUUAAGAACGAGCCUCUGGAAUGGGCAGUUGAUGAGAAGGAACUGAAGAGCUCCAUGCUGUUGGUGGAGGACGCUAAAGAGGACGCACCCUUGCGCUCCAAGAGCAACCCGUUCCAAGAUGUGCCUCAUGACAAGAAGGCCACAGUGUUCAAACAGGGCUUUCUCAAACGCAAGGCCCACGCUGACAUCGAUGGCAAACGCACUCCUUGGGGGAAGAGAAGCUGGAAGACCUUCUAUGGAGUUCUGAAGGGAAUGGUCCUCUACUUACAGAAGGAUGAGUAUAGGAUGGAGUGGCAGAGUACAGAGGAGGUGGUCAGUGUGCACCAUGCCCUGGCAGAGCAGGCAGCAGACUACACCAAGAGACCACAUGUCUUCCGUCUGCAGACUGCCGACUGGAGGAUCUUCCUCUUCCAGGCCUCCUCCACAGCAGAGAUGAGUUCAUGGAUCAGCCGUAUUAACCUGGUGUCAGCCCUGCGCUCUUCUCCUCCCUUCCCUGCUGCCGUGGGCUCUCAGAGGAGGUUCUGCAGACCCAUCCUGCCUGCCUCCCAGUCUGCUCAAACACUGGAGAGACAGCUGCAGUCCCAUGCUCGCAUGCUGCUGUCCUUCCAGGAGGACCUGGCCUACCUACAGCAGAGUCUCCCUGAGAGCCGCAGGGCCAAGGCCAAGGAGCUGGAGGAACACCGAGUCAGAGAGGAGUACCUGCAGCAUGAGAAAUGUCGCUACGAGGCCUACAUCCAGAUGCUGGAGGCCUGGAAGGGUUUGAACCAGUCAGUCGACACUGAGGUGGGAACCAGCGAGCUCAGCCUGUUUGACAGAGCUGUGUGUAAGGACCCAGUGGAUGAGGAGGGGAAGGAGGGAACCCUGAAGAAGUCCCACUCCAGCCCCUCCCUGGAUCUGGAGAUGGCCUCGCCCCACGUGGUCAAAGUCAAACGCAACAUCUCGGAAAGACGGACCUAUCGCAAGAUCGUCAUACCUCGACGCAACCGGGACAUAUGAGAAAAGGUGCCCAAAAGGGAUGCAAAUAUGACUCUUACAUGAGUUUUUAAAUGGCUAUUUUUAGGACAUAGACACAAUGUGUUACUUCCAAGCACUGUCCUUUUAGUUUUCAUUUUCAGCAAGAAGGCAAAACUCAUCAAAACGGAAUGACUCAAUCUCAGGGAACUUGCUUGUGUACUUUUCUUUGUUACAUUUGCUUUACAUACAAGUAUUUAGUUAAUAUUUGUGCACUUUCAAUUGAACAAAAUGAAUUAAACCUCAGAAGUCAAUGCUCCCUGCUGAGACAGGUCAAGAAGAGUGAUAAUGUUUGUCUCUGAAUGAUUUUAUUCCCUUUAAAACCCACAUGAACAUACCUACACCUCUGAAUUUGCUGUGAUAUGUUGAGAUUCGUGUUUAUUUCUAUUAGAAAUGUAUCUCUGCAGUUACAAAAUGUUACUUGUUUGCGCCAUAUGGUCUAUGUAUGCAGUGUGCAAUUGUAACCUCAAGAGGGUGCUAUACAACAGCAUAUUACACACGAAGGCAUGUACAGUUUGAAAAAUCAUCAACAUUAUGUCAAUAUGCUCAUUUUAGUUCUUGUAUGUUUUAUGUAAUUUUAUAUAAACAUAUUUGGAUUGCAUCUCCAUGAAAGACUAAAACUACCAUAAUAUUACACUAGAAGUAUCACAAUUAUUUUCUGAGAACAGAGAAGUUUAUGAUAGUUAAUUUAUUUCAAUCCCAAUUAGCCUUUUUGAGUUUAGCUCAAUUAUCCAUCCCAAUUCUUUGAGCUGCCAGUCACAUAUCCCCUUGUGGUAAUAGGAAUGGCAUAAAGGGAAUUACUAGCAGACAAAGACAACUUUUUGAUCUCUCUCGGUGGCACAUGGAGGAAUUCUGGGCCAUUUUGUUCUCUUUCAGAGUGACAUCUUCAGCCAUGGUCAACCUGGAGUGUCUCAAUACAGAACAGGAUGUUUCAGAAGACCCCCACAUUGCUCCUUAAUGUCACUGUUGUGGAUGACACACAGGAAUGUGAUGUGACAAUAAGUAACACAGUUAGGGGCACAGACAAUACAGAUGGGGCUAACCUUGUCUGACUGGGCUGGUCUCUUCAGGAUCAAGAUUGGUAGCUUUAACAGGAACAUACGUACGUUCAUAAAUAAAUUAUACAUACAUCAUUUUAUUGGGAACCAACUACUAGGGCCCAGAGUUUUUCUUGUUCAGGUCACUUGGUAAGGAUAAAGGAGGGGCUUCUCUUAUGAGACAUGGGUUCAUCAAAUAUGUCAUUUUACGAUAUUGCUGAUACAGGACUUGGGUUAAUGUGAUAAUGUUUAUGUGUAUGUAUUCUCUGUGAAAAUAGUUCCUAUUCAUUUAUUUUAAUAACAACAGACUAAUAAGAUGAAGUCAGAUUCUAAAGAUGUGGAUGAUUGAUUGCGCAAAUGAUUGGCAGGAGCAUCAGGCCAUGGCAAUGCUCCAGGUGUGUCUGCCUGAUAAACUGAAAAGACGCCAUCUUGGAAAACCUUCAUGUUAUUGGUCUGUUGUACAUGAAUUGUAACAGUAGGAGAAAUCCAAAAUCCUGCUGUUCUGGGGCAGCGUUAACCUGUUAAACACAUGAGACCUCAUUUAUCAAUCAUGCAUAGGCACAAAUCUAGGUGUAAAUCAUGCGUGGGAUUAUUUCGAUGCAAAGUGUGAGAUUUAUCAAUAUGACUGGUUGAUUGAGAGUGUGUGUAGAUUUACACACAGCCAUGACCAUGCAUACGCACAGGGCCAAGUGGUGGAAUAAGGGAACUCCUUGUCAAGAGUAGAAUGGGGAAAAUGUAUGUUGAAAAUGUGUGAAAUUGUGAGAGUAAUAAUUAAAUAUAUGUUCGAUUUCA
Molecule: messenger RNA, 5922 nt
Organism: Salmo salar (Atlantic salmon)
Lineage: Eukaryota; Metazoa; Chordata; Actinopteri; Salmoniformes; Salmonidae
Biological process (GO): regulation of ARF protein signal transduction
Molecular function (GO): guanyl-nucleotide exchange factor activity; phospholipid binding; protein binding
Source: RefSeq, a predicted model, not a curated record